CCCCCGCCCCCGCCACGCCUGCUUCCUAUAAAUUGCGGCUGCAGCCUCCCCCGAGCGCUCUCUGCUCCCCUGUGCGUCAGACAGCCUCUCCUCCUCGCUGUGCCAGCAGCCACAACCCUGAGACACGAUGGUGAAGGUCGGAGUGAACGGAUUUGGCCGCAUUGGGCGCCUGGUCACCAGGGCUGCUUUUAACUCUGGCAAAGUGGAUAUUGUCGCCAUCAAUGACCCCUUCAUUGACCUCAACUACAUGGUCUACAUGUUCCAGUAUGACUCUACUCACGGCAAGUUCAAGGGCACAGUCAAGGCUGAGAACGGGAAGCUGGUCAUCAACGGGAAGUCCAUCUCCAUCUUCCAGGAGCGAGAUCCCGCCAACAUCAAAUGGGGUGAUGCUGGUGCCGAGUAUGUUGUGGAGUCCACCGGUGUCUUCACUACCAUGGAGAAGGCUGGGGUGAGUGGCAGGGAGGCUACAGAUGGAGUUGGCAUCUUAGACCGAGAAAGGUACAGUGGGAAGCAGAGUCUGCUGGAUAUGCAGCCCCUUGUAACGCCUCCUCUGCUGCAGGCUCACUUGAAGGGUGGAGCCAAGAGGGUCAUCAUCUCUGCCCCUUCUGCGGAUGCCCCCAUGUUUGUGAUGGGUGUGAACCAUGACAAGUAUGACAACUCCCUCAAGAUUGUCAGCAAUGCCUCCUGCACCACCAACUGCUUGGCCCCCCUGGCCAAGGUCAUCCAUGACAACUUUGGCAUCGUGGAGGGACUCAUGACCACAGUCCACGCCAUCACCGCCACCCAGAAGACCGUGGAUGGCCCCUCUGGGAAGCUGUGGCGUGAUGGCCGAGGGGCUGCCCAGAACAUCAUCCCUGCUUCGACUGGCGCUGCCAAGGCUGUGGGCAAGGUCAUCCCUGAGCUGAAUGGGAAGCUCACCGGCAUGGCCUUCCGUGUCCCCACCCCCAAUGUGUCGGUGGUGGAUCUGACCUGCCGCCUGGAGAAAGCUGCCAAAUACGAUGAUAUCAAGAAGGUAGUGAAGCAGGCAUCAGAGGGCCCCCUCAAGGGCAUCCUGGGCUACACUGAGGACCAGGUGGUCUCCUGCGACUUUAACAGUGACACCCACUCCUCCACCUUUGAUGCUGGGGCUGGCAUCGCCCUCAAUGACCACUUUGUCAAGCUUGUUUCCUGGUAUGACAAUGAAUUCGGCUACAGCAACAGGGUGGUGGACCUUAUGGUCCACAUGGCCUCCAAGGAGUAAGAGUCCCCUGGACCACCAGCCCCAGCGAGAGGAAGAGAGGCCCUCCGCUGGUGGGGAGUCCCUGCCCCAGAUCGAACCCCUGACACACUGAGAAUCUCCUGACCACACACUGAGAAUCUCCUGACCACCGUUUCCAUCCCAGACCCCCUGGAGAAGGGGAGGGGCCUAGGGAGCCCUGCUUUGCCGUGCACCAUCAAUAAAGUUCACUGUACCCAGCCA
This is a messenger RNA of Myotis lucifugus (little brown bat), 1459 nucleotides long. RefSeq names its product glyceraldehyde-3-phosphate dehydrogenase (gene GAPDH). The record is from RefSeq and is a predicted model, not a curated record. Bases 128 to 1240 code for a protein of 370 amino acids. NCBI's taxonomy places the organism in Eukaryota, Metazoa, Chordata, Mammalia, Chiroptera, Vespertilionidae. The transcript is spliced from 12 exons. Gene Ontology annotation, biological process: glucose metabolic process. Gene Ontology annotation, molecular function: oxidoreductase activity, acting on the aldehyde or oxo group of donors, NAD or NADP as acceptor; NAD binding; NADP binding.